GACUUUUUUGGUACAGUCUGCUGAUUCCUGCUUCCUAAGUUCGAACUUCACUUGAAUAUAAAGAAUGAGCGGGAGAGGUAGAGGAGGCGAUCCCUUUCUUUUCCACCCGUCGCGUCUAAGCCUAGUAGAUACUUUAAACUGUGAGUGUAUGUGAGAUAGAGAGAGAGAGAGAGAGACACACACACGCACACACACAUCGAUCCCAAAGCUGACGCCAUGGAUUUGCCAGCAGGUUUUGUCACGAGAGCAAUCUGAGGAUCUUCCUUUUUAACAACUGAGACACAAAGAGAGAGAGAGAGAAAGAGAGAGAGAGAGAGCGCGAGAGAGAGAGAGAGAGUGAGUGUGUUUGAGAAAGAGGGAGCGCGCACAAGCGAGAGGGGUUAGGUUGGAGCAGGUGAACCACACAGAACAAACCUCCAAGGGGCUCAUCGCUUCGACUUCACUGGUGUUGAGGAUUCGCAUCCUGACCAUGGUGCCAGCAAGUUGUUGCCCCGGACCUACCGCCAUCCUGGCCGUGUCCCUUCUUUUGGGACGUGGGGUUUCUUUUGCUCUGGGACAGAAUGACACGGAGCCGAUUGUUUUGGAAGGAAAAUGUCUGGUGGUGUGCGAUUCGAACCCUUCCUCGGACGGUGGGGUCACUUCUUCGCUGGGGAUAUCAGUGCGCUCAGGCAGCGCUAAAGUGGCAUUCUCUGCUGUCAGGAGUACCAACCACGAACCGUCAGAAAUGAGCAACAAAACUAUGACCAUCUACUUUGACCAGGUAUUAGUUAAUAUUGGGAAUCGAUUCGAUCUCACAUCUAGUGCUUUCGUAGCACCGAGAAGAGGGAUUUACAGCUUCAGUUUUCACGUGGUUAAAGUCUACAACAGACAAACUAUACAGGUAAGUCUCAUACAAAACGAGCACGCAGUGAUAUCCGCCUUCGCUGGAGAUCAGGAUGUAACAAGAGAGGCGGCCAGCAACGGAGUGCUCCUGCUCAUGGAAGGAGGAGACAAAGUCUAUCUGAAACUCGAAAGGGGCAAUCUGAUGGGAGGAUGGAAAUACUCAACCUUUUCUGGCUUCUUAGUUUUUCCUCUAUAAACAACCCAAACGGAAUUGUUUGACAAUGGCACCCUUUUGUGGUUGAAGGAGGUAAAUAGUAAUAAUAAAUGUUAUUAAUUCUAUGAAAAGAAAACUGCCUCGGAAGCAGACAGACUUAAUUGAAAUCUAUACACUGAAUACUGACGUCCUUCUUGGAAACGAUUCUUCUAAUUAGUUUCUGAUAACUGUAAACUAUUUAGGAUAAACCAAUUUACCGACAUGUGCAAUUUAUACUGAUGACGUUGGGAUUUUAUUGUUGGGAAUCCAAUGACUUUUUUUUUUUCCUCGGCCCAGAGAUGACUAAAUGUGCUUGGACUACAAAAUAAAUGUGAAGACGUCUAACCUGAAGAAUUCAAAAGUCCUUGAAAUGCGUGUCUCUAUCAUUGCUUUCUUUUGUGUUUGUAUAGCCUUAAAGAAAAAAAAAAAAAGGCAUCAGUCCAGUAAAGUGUGUGGAAUUUUUGGAUGUUCCUGUGUCAAGAAGUGCUUUACCAACAAAGCAAGUUUUGCACGAAUGGAAGAGCUUCUGCUUUGGAUUUUUAUUUUUAGUGUGUUGCUCAAAGUGUUUUCUUUUGGAUACUGAGAAAUGAAAUACAAAGUCAAUGAAAAAAAAAUCUCUUAUUUUAAUUGAUUGUUGAUAUACAAAUCUCUCUAUAUAUAAUAUAUAUACUCUUUCUGCGUCAUAUUCCUGACUGUUUCUGGAGCAAUCGUAAAAUUGGAUUAUCUAUUUUGCUAAACGUCUAGCUUAAUUUAUAAAUUACAUGUUCAUAAUAUCGUCUAUCCUGCGUAGCUUUAACUGAUUUAUCUGUUCAGUGGCUUUCUCACAGAUGUUUGCGGGUGUUGUGAAAACACCACAGAGAAAUCCUUAUUUAUUCCCACUAAAUUAUAAUAAAAAGUCUUUAUUGCCGUUCUCA
Molecule: messenger RNA, 1989 nt
Organism: Erpetoichthys calabaricus (reedfish)
Lineage: Eukaryota; Metazoa; Chordata; Cladistia; Polypteriformes; Polypteridae
Gene: cbln2b
Product: cerebellin 2b precursor
Exons: 4
Coding region: 470-1078 (202 amino acids)
Molecular function (GO): protein binding
Source: RefSeq, a predicted model, not a curated record